AUGAAUGAAGGGCAGAACCCCGAAGCAAUCAUCAUCUACAAGCAUUUCGAGCUGAUAGCUAUGCGUUACGCACUUAUUGUUAUUGCCCUGGCUGUGACUGUGAUGGAAUGUUCUGACCAAUUACCAGACUGUGGGAAAGAUUUGCCUAGUAUAGCACCUGCUCUUGGCAAAGAGUUAAGAAAGACGUUGUCGGACGGAGUUCAAGCAAACAUGAAGGAGGGCAGCAAACCGGAAUACAACUGUUACCUGGAAUACCUCGGAUGGUUGGGAUUGAACGACACAUCUGAUGGGUCGCUGGGAUGGCUCGAACACGCAGACACAUAUCUUUUCAACAUCACGUAUUCUACCAGUCUUUUCUUUUUUGAAUUAAUUCCAGAGUGA
Necator americanus (New World hookworm) is the source of this 381-nucleotide messenger RNA. RefSeq lists its product as uncharacterized. The transcript is spliced from 4 exons. The record is from RefSeq and is a predicted model, not a curated record. NCBI's taxonomy places the organism in Eukaryota, Metazoa, Nematoda, Chromadorea, Rhabditida, Ancylostomatidae. The coding region runs from base 1 to 381 and encodes 126 amino acids.